Anisakis simplex (herring worm) is the source of this 228-nucleotide messenger RNA. Lineage: Eukaryota; Metazoa; Nematoda; Chromadorea; Rhabditida; Anisakidae. The record is from the annotation of a GenBank genome assembly.
GAAGCGAUCCGCGAUGAAGCUGCCAGGAAGAAAUUAUUCGCCAACUGUCGAUUUUGGUUGAAUCGCGAAGUACCAAAGGAUAUGUUGGCGAUUAUUAUUAGGAAUUGUGGUGGAAUGGUAUCGUGGGAUAGUUGUCCCGGCAUUGCCUAUCACGAAGACGAUAAACGCAUAACGCAUCAGAUCAUCGAUCGACCGUUGGCCGCGAACGUGAACAUUAAUCGAGUGUAC